Messenger RNA from Morone saxatilis (striped sea-bass), 951 nucleotides. RefSeq names its product olfactory receptor 11A1-like. Gene Ontology annotation, molecular function: olfactory receptor activity; G protein-coupled receptor activity. The record is from RefSeq and is a predicted model, not a curated record. NCBI's taxonomy places the organism in Eukaryota, Metazoa, Chordata, Actinopteri, Moronidae. Gene Ontology annotation, cellular component: membrane. Gene Ontology annotation, biological process: G protein-coupled receptor signaling pathway.
AUGGAUGACGAAUUAAAUAUAACAUAUAUAACUCUUGAUGGGUAUGUGGAAGUGGACAAAUACAGAUAUCUUUAUUUUUUGAUUAUGUUUACAGUAUAUAUUCUAAUAAUCUGCAGUAAUUCUACUAUUGUGUAUCUUAUCUGGUCACACCAAAACCUCCAUGAGCCUAUGUACAUUUUCAUUGCAGCUUUGUUAGUCAACUCUCUUCUUUUCAGCACUUCUAUCUACCCAAAGCUUCUGAUUGACUUUUUCUCUGAGAAACAGAUCAUAUCUUAUUCAACCUGUCUCUUUCAGUGUUUUCUAUAUUAUUCUUUGAAUAGUUCAGAGUUCUUACUGUUGGCAGCAAUGGCCUAUGACAGGUAUGUGUCUAUAUGUAAACCUCUGCAAUAUCCAACUAUCAUGACGAAAACAACUGUCAAUAUUUGCCUAAUUUAUGCCUGGCUUGUGCCUGCUUUUCAGAUUGCAGUACCAGUAGCACUUAGUGCUAAUACCAAACUCUGUAACUUAACUUUGAAAGGAAUAUACUGCAACAAUUCAAUUUACAAACUUCACUGUGUGGCCUCAAGAGCACUAUCUGUAUAUGGUGGGAUUGUUUUGAUAAAUGUUACACUCCUCCCUGUGCUUUUCAUUCUUUUUACAUACACAAAGAUAUUUAUAAUAACCUUCAAAAGUUGUGGAGAAGUCAGGAGAAAAGCUGCACAGACCUGUUUACCCCACCUGUUAAUUCUGAUUAACUUUUCUUGUUUGGUUACAUAUGAUGUCAUUAUAGUUAAACUGGAAUCAGAUUUCCCAAAAACUGUACGUUUUGUAAUGACCUUACAAGUGAUUUUGUAUCAUCCUCUCUUUAAUCCGAUUAUAUAUGGACUAAAAAUGAAAGAAAUUUCUAAACACCUAAAGAGGUUGUUCUGUCAAGACAAAGAUGAACUAAAUACAUCAACAAAAUAUACAUAG